Rhinocladiella mackenziei CBS 650.93 is the source of this 2175-nucleotide messenger RNA. RefSeq lists its product as uncharacterized. The record is from RefSeq and is a predicted model, not a curated record. NCBI's taxonomy places the organism in Eukaryota, Fungi, Ascomycota, Eurotiomycetes, Chaetothyriales, Herpotrichiellaceae. The transcript has a single exon. Bases 1 to 2175 code for a protein of 724 amino acids.
AUGUCCUUUUGCUGGGAGGCAGACGUUACGUCCGACUUUGGGUCGAUCUCAAGUCUCAGUGCCAAUGACGACAUAGAAACCUAUGUGGCUAUCCAUGAGUCAUCAGCGGUACCCUUGACGAACGGAGAAGGUUAUGAGAUGUCAAACUCAGAUGGGGAAGCCCCUGUUUCGAAACAGGAGGUACAGCCUCCACUGGCUUCUUCCAGCAACAAACCAGGGCCGGAAAUGGGUCAGAAGAGUGACAAAGUUAUUCUCGCCAGACCCGUUCCGGUUGGACGGCCGUCGCGUCCACGGUUUGAACAUGAGCCACUCAAAGAGAAAGGAGAGGAAAUCAGGAUCCUGACGAUUCUACCAAACAAAAGCGAUAAUCUGUCUGCUCCACUCGAAUGCAAAAUCAGACAUGUUUCAAUCGAAAAAGCUAGAGGAUACACGGCCUUGUCGUACGAAUGGAAAACCAAUGUCGCGAAGGCAAGCAUACUGAUCCACGGAGCAACCUUUGCCAUCAGUGACAAUCUGAAGCACGCACUGCUUAUUAUGCGCCAUCACGGACACGAGGACAUGUGGGUGGAUGCGAUAUGUAUCAACCAAAGAGACGAGGGUGAGAAAAGUGCACAAAUGAAGAGGAUGUAUGAAAUCUAUCAGCAGGCCUUGGAAGUGGCUGUUUGGCUAGGUCCUGCAGCAGACCGAUCAAACGAGAUUAUGGACGGUCUGGCUAGGAUUUCCCGGACAGCCAACCAUCGAUUGACCCUAAAAGAAUUACCGGCCCCUGCCGAAACUGAAGCAAUCGACAAGUUCUUGUCGAGGUCGUACUGGGAGCGUGUCUGGAUUGUUCAAGAAGUCGCAGCGGGUUGUUCUGUCCAGAUUUAUUGUGGGUCGAAGAAGGUGUCAUGGGAGUAUGUCGCAUACCUCAGCGAUGUGUGGAAAGAGUUUCGACAAGGGGAGGGGAAGCUCUUGCUGGCAUGCACAGUGUGCGAUAUCCGUGCCAGUCGAAUCCACUAUGAACGAAAACCGAAGGAUACCCUUCAAAUCCUGUCGGAGACGCGGCACUCCAAAGCCACACAUGAUGAAGACAAGGUGUUGGGCUUGUUGGGUCUCACCUCUGACUGGGCCCGAUACAACACUGAGAUCGACUGCAGCCAACGUCCUCGCGAUAUGUGCCUUUCAAUGACUGCAGGAGCCAUCACACAGAGCCGUUCGCUUGACAUCAUCCUCCUUGGUCGCAAGCUCGCUUCUCAAAAGCCAUUUGUCAGAAAUGGUGAACUGCUCGACAACCAGCGACCUCUACCGUCGUGGUGCCCAGAUUUUGUUCACUUUAUGCCCUCUCGAUCGGAGGAAGCGAUGAUAUCAUACCUUGGAAACCAAGGAAAACGCGUUUUUGGGAAGCAUCGUAUUCGAUUAAGUACCACUGGGAGCAGUACCCUCCGCAACGUCGAUUUCAAGUUGGACUUGUCUGCAGAAGUGCUGCAAGUCCGAGGGCUGGAGAUUGGCCUAAUUAAGGCCCUUGGAUGUGCCGCUAACGAGGAUGCAGGACACCUGAAUCAGGAUGAGAGUGAAUUUCAAGUGCGCAAUCGGGACGAUGAAGCCAUAUACAAUGCGCUUAGCAGAACGCUGUUAAUGUACGACGAAGAGUACGAUUUUUACGGAGAGUCUCCGACAUUUCUGAACUGGUUCACGCAGGGAACAUAUCAGAGUUGGUUUGGUGAAGAAGAUCACCGGGACGUUUACUCCUGGUUCGACAACAACGAAGCGCUCAUGAUCCACGGCAAGACCAUGCAGGAGAGAGUCGAGUGGGGCAAGAAAAAAUGGAUUGGGCCCCGAACCUUCGUCCGGAAAGUUUUCGAACUACCUCAGGCGGUUUUCCAGCGAAGGGCUCAGCCUAUAUCGUUCUUUGCCGAAGGCCAUAUAGUAGCGGCAAUCCGUUCCGCUCUGGAUGAAGGCCUUCGACUCAUGACGAUCGACAGGCACCGGCGAAUCGGCUGGGCAACAGAGGGAGCGAUGGUGAAUGAUAAAGUCUUUCUUCUUCCUGGAUGCACCUUGCCCGUCAUAUUAAGGCCCCGAGCAAACAAGGGUGGAUAUAGUCUUGUAGGUCACGCGUACGUCCACGGUGUCAUGGAUAACGAAGUAUGGAGCCAAGUGACCAGCUCACAGAUGCUGGAGCUCGUCAAGAUUUACUGA